AUGGCGAGCACCGCAGCCAGUUUCAGUGGCAGCCAGUUGCCAGUCGAGAUCAAGGCGCCCACGGUCCUCGGCGAGGCGUCGCACUCGGACGCCGACGAGAGCAUCGACAAGCCUCGGCCCCGGUUGCACGCAAAGACGUUCAUGGCUGUUGGCGCCGUCUGCCUCAUCUACCUUGCCCAGCUCGUCAACCUGGUCGGCGCCGGCGCUCAAGGGCAAACCAUUGCCGCCCACUUCAACAGCCCCGACAAGGUUCUUUGGUUUUCGGCGCCCGUUACAAUCCUCACCGUUGUAUUGGGCCCCAUUGUCUCCCAGGCCGCCGACUACUGGGGCCGCAAGUGGUUCCUUGUGACGUUGACCACCACCGGCGCCAUAGGCUCCAUUCUCGUCGCCCGAGCGUCGACCGUCGCCCAGGCCAUAGCCGGCUUCUGCGUCAUCGGCAUCUCUUUCGGCGUUCAGCCCCUCCUCCACACCGUCACGUCCGAGGUGCUACCCCGGCGGUGGCGCGCUUGGGGCCAGGCUGCCGACAUGGUCUCCAACGGCCUCGGCAGCAUCUGGGGCCUCCUUUUGGGCGGCGCUUUCAACCGCACCAACGAUCCCGCCUCGGACGGCUUCCGCCGCUACUGGCUCAUGACCAUGGCCUGGUAUGUCGCCGCCGUUUUGCUCUGUAUCUUUGGCUACAACCCGCCCGAGACGGCAGUCCAGAGGGAGUAUCGUGGUCGUUUCCUCGACAAGCUCAAGAGGCUCGACUGGAUUGGCUACUUGCUCCUUGCCGCCGGCCUCGUUCUCUUCUGCGUCGCCUUGUCUUGGUCCCAGAACCCAUAUCCGUGGACCGACGCCCAUGUCAGUGCCACCUUUGCCGUCGGCCUAGGGCUCGCCCUGAUACUCGUGGGCUACGAAACCCUGGUCAAGAAGGAUGGCAUGUUCCACCAUGGCCUCUUCACCCGCAACCGCAACUUUCCCAUUGCCUUGUUCUGCGUCUUUGCCGAAGGCGUCGCGUUCUUUGCCGCCAAUAUAUAUUUUGCCUUUCAGGUGAGCGUCUUGUACGAGACAGACGCUGUUUUGGUUGGCGUUCGCUACAGCAUCAUGCUCAUUUGCUCGAUGAUUGGGGCCGUGUUAGCCGGCCUGUAUUGCGACAUCACCCGCCGGGUGCGCUGGGUAACGGUCCUGGCCUUUAUCAUUUUCGUUGCCUUCUUUGCCUGCAUGGCCACGACAACUCGGGCCUCGGACAAGCCUGUCUGGGGUUACCCUGUGCUUCUCGGACUCGCCCUCGGCAUGACCCUGACCACGUUGGUCACCGUGGCCCAGCUGUCGACGCCGCCCCAGCUCAUUGCCAUUGCCAGCGGUCUCAUUAUCAGCGUCAGGUCCCUAGGCGGCACAAUCGGCAUUGCCAUUUACAACGCCCUCUUCACCUCUGAGAUGAGGCAUGUGUCCGAGCGUAUCGCUGGCGCAGUGCUGCCGCUGGGCCUGAGUUCCGACAACCUUGCGCCCUUGAUAGGGGCCCUGAGCGCUCGGAACCAGACGGCUCUACAGUCCAUUCCCGGCGUCUCGCCAGAAAUCAUUCAAGCUGCAAGUGGUGCUCUUCUGGACACGUACGUACUGGCUUUUCGGCACGUAUGGAUUGCUGCGGCGUGCUUUGUGACCGUCGCGGCCAUUGCUGCCGUCUUCCUCUUCGACCCCAAAUCAGAGUUCAACAUGAACGUGGAUGCCCCAGUUGAAAAGGAGAUGGAGCUUUACAGCAGCUCAAGGUAG
Molecule: messenger RNA, 1749 nt
Organism: Hirsutella rhossiliensis
Lineage: Eukaryota; Fungi; Ascomycota; Sordariomycetes; Hypocreales; Ophiocordycipitaceae
Product: fungal trichothecene efflux pump (TRI12) domain-containing protein
Exons: 3
Coding region: 1-1749 (582 amino acids)
Biological process (GO): transmembrane transport
Cellular component (GO): membrane
Molecular function (GO): transmembrane transporter activity
Source: RefSeq, a predicted model, not a curated record